UUAAUGGCGGAUGAAUGUCUCCACUCUGUGCAGCUCGAGCUCGAGGCCGUGGGGAAGCAGAUUCGCGACCUGGAGGUAAGGCAGGCUCAGCUGAGAGAGCGGAGAGCCGCGCUGGAUUCAUCCCGGGCUGACGCUCACAAGUCCGGGGUAAGUAUACAGCGUGCGGUUAACAGUCCCACCACGUCUACUCCGUGUGUUUCUCUGCGCAGGCCCGGUGCACCCAGGACGCGAUCUUCCCAGAUGUCCUUCACUGCGACGCCAGGACACCACGGACCCUGGGUGCAUCCACAGCGGAGGACGCGAGCUGGGUCCCGUGCGACGACUUCUCCCCCUCCUGCCUUCGAGAUCUCCAUCCGGAACCGCUUCGCUCCCCUCCGCGAGACAGGACGCGAUGCUGUGAUCAUCGGAGACUCCAUCGUCCGACACGUAAGUGCUACGUUAGCUGAAGGUAAAGUGCACACUCAUUGUUUGCCUGGUGCUCGUGUUCUCGAUGUUUCUGCGCAGAUACCCGCGAUCCUGAAGGCCGACGAGAGCCCCAGAGCGGUCGUGCUUCAUGCCGGGGUUAACAACACCACGCUGCGGCAGACGGAGACGCUGAAGAGGGACUUCAGCAGCCUGAUCGAGACGGUUCGCAGCAUGACGCCCGCGGCGACGAUCGUCGUGUCAGGACCACUGCCAACGUAUCGAUGAGGACACGAAAGGUUCAGUAGACUUUUUGCUUUAAAUGAAUGGUUGUUGUCAUGGUGUAAAGAACAGAAACUGCUAUUUGUUAAUAACUGGAAUCUUUUCUGGGAGCGUCCUAGACUGUUUCGCGCUGAUGGAUUACACCCCAGCAGAAUUGGAGCGGAGCUUCUCUCUGACAACAUCUCCAGGACACUUCGCUCCAUGUGACUAGAUUUACACAAGCUCCAGUCUGGAUCCAGAACACCUGAGAAGAGAUGAUGCUGACCCUCAGAGGACCUCAGAUGAUGCUAACCCUGAAUCAACAAACAGAACUAACAAUUAUUGCUAAAUGUGUGACUGAAUCAUAUAAUAACUUAAUUAAUAAUAUUGAUAGUUCAUCGUCUAGCUGACUACGUCUUGUAUUAUUAUUAUUAUUUUUUUUUUUUUUUUCUAAAAUCCUGUCAAAUGUGCACAAACUACUAGCUACUACUAAAUAUUGUAGAAACAUAAUUUUCUGUAAAGUUGCUUUGUAACGAUUUGUUUUGU
Molecule: messenger RNA, 1209 nt
Organism: Carassius gibelio (silver crucian carp)
Lineage: Eukaryota; Metazoa; Chordata; Actinopteri; Cypriniformes; Cyprinidae
Exons: 2
Coding region: 4-690 (228 amino acids)
Source: RefSeq, a predicted model, not a curated record